Molecule: messenger RNA, 537 nt
Organism: Peromyscus californicus insignis
Lineage: Eukaryota; Metazoa; Chordata; Mammalia; Rodentia; Cricetidae
Product: vomeronasal secretory protein 2-like
Exons: 6
Coding region: 1-537 (178 amino acids)
Molecular function (GO): small molecule binding
Source: RefSeq, a predicted model, not a curated record
AUGAAGAGCCUGCUCCUGACUGGCACACUGUUUGUCCUGGUGGCUGUCCUACAGGCCCAGGAUGACCUGCCUUUCCUCUCAGAAGACAAGAACGUCUCAGGGAUAUGGUACAUGAAGGCCACAGUAAAUGACCUGAACAGCACAGAGUGGAAGAGCCCUAAGGAAGAAUUCCCUUUUGUAGUGAGAGCCCUGGAGAAGGGAAACAUGGAGGUCAUGACUGUUUCCAUGUAUAAUGGUGAGUGCCUGCAGGUUGACGUCCUGUUGGAGAAAACAAAGAAGCCUGGCCAAUACAGUGCCUUUUGGGGCACAUAUCUCAUGUACAUCUAUGAGCUGCCAGUGAUGGACCACUACAUCUUCUACAGUGAAUGCCAGUUCUUUGAGCAGAAAGUCUAUGUGGGAGAGCUCAUAGGGAAGGAUCCCAAAGAAAAUUACGAGGCCCUAGAAGAUUUCAAGAAAUUCGCACAGCAGAAAGGCUUUCCACUUGAAAACAUCAUUGUGCCUGAGCAGAGAGCUGCCCUUCAGAACUGCAAACCCUGA